GAGAGAGAGAAGAAGAAGAAAUUUCAGAAUGAGUAAUAGCUGAAGCGAUCGCGUGGAGACGAAACCCUCGCUCGCUCUCAGAUUCUCUCCAAAAGCUGCAUUCCGGUGAUGGAGCAGCCGCCGUUAGCUAGAUUCGUCUCACGGAAAUCGAAGCUUCUUUCAAUGGCUGGGGCCAGCUCUUCACAUUACGAACCUGACGUCAUCGAGAUCAAAGCACCGGCUUCCAAGUCUCUAAAACAUAAUCAGGUAGUUGUUCCUGAUGACAUCAUUGAAAUUGAUGGAGAUGAUGAUCUUGGAAUUAUGUUAAUUGAUGAGACAACUAACACAGUUGGCAAGGGAAAGGCAACAGAAAAUGGGUAUGACUACAGUUGGCAACAAGUGAAGUAUGCUUUGGCCAAUGAUUUGGUGGGUCCUAGUUCAAGAGAUUUUGAGCUGAUGAAUGAUCUUCCUCAGUACCCUCUAGAUAAUCUUGAGCCAGAUCCACAGGAUCCGUUGUAUCUUGAAGAAGACGAUGAUGAUUCUCCAGAUUUUGAUUAUGCUAUGUCCCUUCAAGCCCAAUUCGAUGCAAUGGACAUCCCUCCAGGUGUCGAGGCAUCCAUUCCUUGGUUGCUGGACUCUUCUGAAAGUCAAAAGACAAGAGCUGGUACAAGCAGUUCACCAGUCCACAGCCAGUCAUCAAGUUCUUGCUGUGAAGUGGAACUGGCAGAGGUAGAUGAAGUGGACGAUGAAGUCCUAAAGAAGUAUAAGGUUUUUAAACAAUUUGAUUCUAUUGAAGAUUAUUCAGACCAUUUUUAUGUUAAGGGAGAUUCUUCACAAACUAAGCCAUCAAAAACUUGGGCGAAGACAAUUCAGGAGGAGUGGAAGAUCAUGGAAACAGGCUUACCUGAUACUAUAUUUGUGAGAGUCUAUGAAGAGAGGAUGGAUCUAUUGAGGGCUGUCAUUGUUGGAGCUGCUGGCACUCCCUAUCAUGAUGGUCUUUUCUUCUUUGAUGUUUUCUUUCCUCCAAAUUAUCCUAAUGUUCCACCGCAAGUGCACUACCAUUCUGGAGGGCUUCGACUGAACCCAAACUUGUACCAUUCUGGGUAUGUCUGUCUGAGUCUUUUGAAUACUUGGACUGGUGACGCAAACCAGAAGUGGAUCCCUGGCAAAUCAACCAUGUUACAAGUCUUGGUGUCCAUCCAAGCUUUGGUCCUGAAUGACGAACCCUACUUUAAUGAGCCUGGAUAUGAAAGAAGCCGUGGGCAGCCGAGCGGUGAAAUGCUUUCUCGGAAAUACAAUGAAGAAACGUUUAUCUUAUCCUGUAGGACAAUGCUUUACUCGUUAAACAGGCCACCCAAGAACUUUGAAGAUUUUGUGAUAGGGCAUUUUUAUAAGCGUGCAAACGAUAUUCUGGAGGCCUGUAAGGCAUAUAUGGAGGGUGCUGAGGUAGGUUGUGUUGUUAAAGGAGGAGUCCAGAAGGUUGAAGAGGGUGACAAGAGCAGCUCCAAAACUUUUAAGAAGAAAGUAUAUGAUAUUUCGAACUUGCUGUUUACAAAAUUUACAGAAAUUGGCGCGAAGGGAUGUACGCAUUUAGCACCCAAGCAAACUAGGGAGGAGGAAGAUGUGCUUGAUGAGUUCUAAGAAAUAAGUAAUGGGCUUGUGAGAUCAAAUGAUCAAGGUGGAUUGAGGCUGACAUUGAGGCUAACACAGACCUGUUUUGUAGGCUAAAAAAACACCUUCUGGAAUUUAGGUAGCUUUUUGAACAUAAAGGCUGUAGUUGUAGUUUGUAAAUAGAUGUAUAGGUAUGGCAUGGGAUUGAAUUGUCUAUAUCAUUAUUUCUAUGUGAUGGUAGGAUGGAUGUUAUUGGGUUGAUGGCAUGAUGCACA
This is a messenger RNA of Telopea speciosissima, 1865 nucleotides long. Its product is annotated as putative ubiquitin-conjugating enzyme E2 38. The record is from RefSeq and is a predicted model, not a curated record. The transcript is spliced from 8 exons. NCBI's taxonomy places the organism in Eukaryota, Viridiplantae, Streptophyta, Magnoliopsida, Proteales, Proteaceae. Gene Ontology annotation, molecular function: ubiquitin conjugating enzyme activity. The coding region runs from base 109 to 1620 and encodes 503 amino acids.